Sclerotinia trifoliorum is the source of this 1349-nucleotide messenger RNA. The record is from the annotation of a GenBank genome assembly. NCBI's taxonomy places the organism in Eukaryota, Fungi, Ascomycota, Leotiomycetes, Helotiales, Sclerotiniaceae.
CUACAUCCGCCGAUACGCUAAAACCUUCAGGUUACCUUAUGAUUCUGUAUCAGGUUCAUCUGCACAUCCCAUACCUACUUAUAUUUCACAAUAUCGAAUAUUCUUCGUAUUACCAGCCACUCAGUCAUAUUAUCAAUAAUUGACAUAGCGAUAUAUCUCUUUCUUGGACCCCACUGUUGUAUCUGAAUAGUUCCUUUUCCUAGUUCUCGGCUUCACUUUCUCAUAAGGUAUGUAGUAUAACCAUCAUGAGUGGAUGGCAAAUGUACCACAGGCUUGUAAUGUUCAUUGGCACUGACUCUUCGCAGACAUCAUUUUAAAUAUAAAAAUCUGUUCCUUUCCACCAUCUGCGAAUCUCAACUUCACGGUUCCUCCUCAUCUACAAUCUCACACAAGUUCCAAACUCACCCCAGAAAUUACCAGCAAAGCCUAUAAUCCUAUUCCAGAUAUGACGAGUGCAGCAGCAAGUCUGCUUGGCAGACAACUCAAAGAAAUUCAAAAAGCAAAAGACUUACCCGGUAUAAGCUGUGGGCUUGUGAAGGAUAACAUAUUUGAAUGGGAGGUUAUGCUUAUGUUGAGUGAUGAAUGCAAAUAUUAUGGUGGUAUGUCCUAACCACAUUUUAAUACCACUCAUUGUCAAAAUCCUGCAAAACUCAUGCUAACAAUAUAUCUUAGGAGGCAACUGGCGUUGUCUACUCUCCUUUCCCGAAGACUAUCCACAUGCACCACCAAAGCUUACCUUCUGCGAUCCAAUCCCAUUUCACCCAAAUAUCUACCCUAAGACUGGUGUUCUAUGCAUUUCUAUUUUACAUCCAUCAGGACAUGAUGAAUAUGGUUACGAAGACGCAAGCGAAAGAUGGACACCAAUACAAACACCAGAAACUAUCUUACUGAGUGUGGUUAGUCUCAUGAAUGAUCCGAAUGAUAGUAGUCCAGCAAAUGUGGAAGCAGCAAGAUUAUGGAGGGAGGCACAAGCAAAUCCAAAAGGUAAGGAAAUGAGGGAAUGGAAGUCAAGAUGCAGGGCUUUGGUCAGGCAGAGUUUGGGAGAAGAGUAGUACUGAAUUUGUUUAUUGAAAUGGUUAGUUAUGGAUUUAGCCAGGAUCUUGUUGGAGGAUAGUGAUAUUUUGAUGGAUGCGGGGGAGGAAUAUGUUGGAUCAGGAGUUAUAUUUGCAUAUUGAAUGCACAGCGUCAGCGGAUUGAAUUUGUUUUGGGCGUUGCAUGCACUAUACCUUUUGUGAAAUAUGGCAUAGCGCAUUGAAUGAGAGUAUAUGACAUUUAAAUACUCGGUCAUGUUAAAUCUUUGUAUUUGCGAGUGACUUGACGAUAGUACAUUAGCAUUAAUUAAAUAGUAU